This is a messenger RNA of Triticum turgidum subsp. durum (durum wheat), 936 nucleotides long. The record is from the annotation of a GenBank genome assembly. Lineage: Eukaryota; Viridiplantae; Streptophyta; Magnoliopsida; Poales; Poaceae.
AUGGCCGAAUCCUUCGUCCUCAACACCGGAGCAAGAAUACCGUCAGUUGGCCUCGGCACGGCGAAAACAGAGCCCGGGACCGUCGGGGAGGCCGUCUACGCUGCCAUCAAGGCUGGAUAUCGGCAUAUUGAUUGCGCUCCAGCGUACCGCAAUGAGAAGGAGAUUGGUUUGGCUCUGAAGAAACUGUUUGAGGAUUAUGUGGUUAAGCGUGAAGAUUUGUUUAUCUCUUCUAAGUUGUGGUCUGGUAAUCACGCCCCAGAAGAUGUGCCAGAGGGCAUUGACACUACUCUUGAAGAUUUGCAACUGGAGUACUUAGACCUGUUCCUUAUCCACGCUCCAGUCCGAACUAAUAAAGGAGCUGUCCGAACCGCUGAAAACUAUAUUACUCUUGAUGUCCCUGCUACAUGGGGGGCGAUGGAGAAGUUAUACGACUCCGGCAAGGCUCGUGCAAUCGGCGUGGGCAACUUUUCUUGUAAGAGGAUGGAGGAUUUGCUUGCCAUUGCUAGAGUAACUCCUGCUGUCAACCAGGUUGAGUCCCAUCCAGGUUGGCAGCAAAUGAAACUCCGCGAACUUUGCGAGUCAAAUGGUGUUCAUCUUUCUGCAUAUUCACCCUUAGGUAGGCCUGGAUCACCUGCGUUCACGGGUCCAAGCUUUCUUAGCAACCCUAUUGUCAUCUCUAUUGCCGAGAAGUUGCAGAGAAGUCCUGCACAGGUUGCUCUACGCUGGGGCCUUCAAAUGGGUCAGAGUGUGCUUCCAAAAAGCAUCAAUGAAACAAGGAUAAAGGAGAACUUUAACAUAUUGGACUGGUCUAUUCCUGAAGAUUUGAUGUCAAAGUUCUCUGAAAUACCACAGAUUAAGACUCUAAGAGCUGAAUUUGUAGUUCACCCGCAAGGUAUUUACAAAACCGUGGAGGAUUUUUGGGAUGGUGAAAUCUGA